Molecule: messenger RNA, 2467 nt
Organism: Fomitopsis serialis
Lineage: Eukaryota; Fungi; Basidiomycota; Agaricomycetes; Polyporales; Fomitopsidaceae
Product: kinase-like domain-containing protein
Exons: 11
Coding region: 276-2432 (718 amino acids)
Biological process (GO): protein phosphorylation
Molecular function (GO): ATP binding; protein kinase activity
Source: RefSeq, a predicted model, not a curated record
GCGAUCCUGACCGGUCGUGCUGCGUACCGGCUUGACUUUACAUAUUUACAUCUCACUUCGAUGGCACGAGGUCGUUCAAACCGCUCAUAGUUGUGCGAACUCCAUAAAGCACGAAGCACGCGCGACCUGUCCUCGAGGCGAGCGGUGUUAACCGGGGACCAGCCCCGCUCCGCUCACCACGUCCACCUGCAGGUGCCAGUACUCUUCCUUCCAGUCAUUGAACUACAACUCGUGCGCGCGAGCACUCCGAAGUCGAACCGGGAAUUCUGUGAAGCAUGUACGAGGAAAGCCAGCCACCCUCCCCUGUGACAGCGCUCGUCGCCCUCGCCUCAUUCGACCCCGAAUGGCGACCCAUCCUACACCUACCAAACCAAGUCGUAUUGUAUAAUCCUACCUCGCACGCUCUCUCCAUCCGGAAGCACCCCAGGGACGCCAACUCCGGCCUCGUCCACCGCCACGCAGGUAACCACUGUCCGUUCUGUCAUCGCGCCCUACCCACAGAACUCCAUCCGGAGCAGCACGAUGAUAUGAGUGACAUGGGUAGCGAGCUUGAUCUGGACGCAAGUGACGACCUCUCACACGCCCAGCCGCGCAGUCGGGCGGCGAACUACUUCCAGCUCCUGCAGAUUGCGAAUGACACGGCGUCACGUCCGGCAAGUGGGCGGUCGACGAGGACCAUCCCAAGCGGGGGCGGGGCCGGGAGUGGGAGUGCAGGCUUGGGCGCGUUUGGCGCGGACAACAUGGCGGAGGGUUACUUUAAGGCGUUCUUCAAGGAGGAGGGCAGGCUCGGCAUGGGUGCGAACGGUUCUGUGUUCCUUUGUCAGCACAUGCUGGACGGAAAUCCGCUUGGUCAUUUCGCCGUGAAGAAAAUUGCGGUGGGCCAGUCUCACGCGUACCUGCUUAACAUCCUGCGCGAGGUCCGGCUCUUGGAACGCCUGCAUCAUCCGAACAUCAUUACCUAUCAUCACGCCUGGCUCGAGACUUGCCAAUUCUCAUCGUUCGGUCCGCAGGUGCCCACGUUGCACGUGCUAAUGCAAUGGGCAGAAGGCGGGAGCCUAGAUGACUUGAUCGACGCACGGCUCGGCCGACGCGCCCCGAGCUUCCCGCACGCGGCAACCGCAAGCGUGUCGUCGUCCCCAACUGCGUCUCCUGCUCCCGAGGCGCCGCCCUCUCCGAACCCGAUCUCGCGGUCCGCACGGAUCAAAGCGUUUCGCGCGCUGCAGCGGGCGCAUCCGGCGGAACGUGAACGAUUGAAACGGGAGCAAGGGCUAGCGGCGGACGGCCUGGCAGGGAGCAAGGGCCCAGCGGAUUGGAAGGCGGUCCACCUGUUGAGUGCGGAAGAGGUGAAGAGCCUGUUUGGGGACGUCGUGUCGGGACUUGCGUUCCUGCACGAGCAGUCAAUUUUACACCUGGACCUCAAGCCGGGUAAUGUCCUUUUGACUUGGGAUGGAGGCCGACUGGUUCCUCGUGCCAUGCUCUCUGACUUCGGUACAUCGCAAGACAUGCUGAAGUCUAGAGCGCGAUCCGGCAAUACCGGGACUCUCGAGUAUUCCUCACCCGAGUCGCUCCCUUCGCCGACUGGCGAGCUGCUGCAGGUCGACUCAAAAUCCGAUAUGUGGUCCGUCGGGAUGAUCUUGCACAAGCUGCUCUUCUUCAGAUUGCCAUACGCAAGCUCGUCGGACAACACUCGUGACGGAAGUGAGGCGCCAGACAUGCUCGAGCGUGAGGUUCAGUCAUACAUUGGCUUCAAGUCUUCAGGCUCUCUCGUGACGGCGUUUGAGUCGCGACGUCUGCCUAGGGCGUACCUAAUGUUGCUCGAAGGGCUGCUCAACAUCAAUCCUUCUAUCCGGCCUUCUUCCGAGCGGGUACAGAGUGCCAUUCGGGAGGGAAGGCUCGAUCCUCUCCGCCAAGAUUCUACGGAAGGAGUCACGCGGAGUAACUCACUAGUUGCUAUUCCUGUCCCCAUCCGUCGAGUGUUCGACGCCGCAACCUCGUUCGUCGAGUCCACACCGCAAACGCCCGACCUUCAUGCGCGCGUCUCAGCGGAGCUGGACGCGAACGCGACGAGCUCACCGAAGGCUGGCCAAUCUAACGAGAAGAAGAGACCAUCCAGCGCCCCCGUGUCUAUGCUCUCGUUCAACACCAGCGGGGUAUGGACGCGGACGAUCCACGUCGGCGGGCGGCAGGUUCAUGUGCGUAUCCCGCGCGUGAUGUGGCCAAGGACGGUCAAAUCAUGCGUGCUCAUGCUGAAGGUGUGGAGCAUGACCCGCAUGUGUCCUGACACGCAUCCGCAUCUCCUGUUCACGGCCUUCAUCCUUGGCGUCGCUGUCAUGGACACUUGGUUCGAUAGCUUGUCGCUAACGUUGAUGCUCGCCACAUUCCACGUCGUAAUCGUGUGGCUGGCGUGUUGGAGCGGUCAGUGUUGCGUGUAGGCGGCGGCCCGAGUGCCCUGAGUUCCUGAUAUCAU